Molecule: messenger RNA, 704 nt
Organism: Danaus plexippus (monarch butterfly)
Lineage: Eukaryota; Metazoa; Arthropoda; Insecta; Lepidoptera; Nymphalidae
Product: membrane-associated progesterone receptor component 1-like
Exons: 3
Coding region: 50-577 (175 amino acids)
Cellular component (GO): membrane; endomembrane system
Source: RefSeq, a predicted model, not a curated record
GUCGACAGUCAGUCUAUCGCUAUAACUAGCUGGAUAAGGACGUGUUAAAAUGUCAGAACAAGAAGUAACUAGUAGUUUAUGGGACGAAUUUACUAGUCCUGUCAAUUUAAUAUUAGUGUUUUUUAUUUUAUAUCUUUUGUACAAAAUUGUAAAAUCUCAUUUCGAAACUAUUGAACCGGCUGCGCCUGCGCCGCCGCCAAUGCCAAAACUUCACAAGGACAUGACAGUGGCUGAAUUAAGAAAAUAUGAUGGCAGUGAUCCGGAAGGAAGAGUCUUGAUUGCCGUGAAUAAUAUUAUUUUUGAUGUGACGAGAGGAAAAAGAUUUUAUGGACCAGGUGGUCCAUAUGCUGCGUUCGCGGGCAAAGAUGCGACGCGAGGUUUAGCAACCCAACAGGUAGCAGGAUCAGAGGUUGAAUACGAUGACGUCAGUGACCUCAGUCCUGACGAGCUUGCAGCAGCAAAAGAGUGGGAGGAACAGUUCAAAGAAAAAUACGAUAUUGUUGGCAGACUUUUAAAACCUGGAGAGGUACCAAAUAAAUCCAAUGAUGAUGACAGCGAGGAAAAGAAAACACAGUAGAUAAUAUAAUAUGCAAUGAAGUGAUUUAAUAUAACAAUGAGGAGUUAACUGGGUUAUGUUAAUUAAAUGUUUUAUAAGAAAUAUCACAUACAAUAUCUUCAUGUAAUAAAAAGUUACUUGGUUUCGA